Molecule: messenger RNA, 2018 nt
Organism: Ilex paraguariensis (yerba mate)
Lineage: Eukaryota; Viridiplantae; Streptophyta; Magnoliopsida; Aquifoliales; Aquifoliaceae
Source: the annotation of a GenBank genome assembly
AUGUCUAGCUCUGCAAAAUCUUUGGAACCUGCAUUUCAGGGAUCGGGUCAAAGAGUUGGGAGUGAAAUUUGGAGAAUUGAGAACUUCCAGCCUGUUCCUUUGCCAAAAUCUGACUAUGGCAGAUUCUACUCUGGUGAUUCAUACAUUGUCUUGCAGACAACUCCUGGCAAGGGAGGUGCUUAUUUUUAUGACAUACACUUUUGGCUUGGAAAAGAUACUAGCCAGGAUGAAGCUGGAACAGCAGCUAUAAAAACCGUUGAACUUGAUGCAAUUCUUGGUGGGCGUGCAGUACAGUACAGAGAAGUUCAAGGUCAUGAGUCUGACAAAUUUUUGUCAUACUUCAAGCCAUGUAUUAUACCACUGGAGGGCGGCAUUGCCUCUGGAUUCAAGAAACUUGAGGAGGAAGAAUUUGAAAUACGAUUGUAUGUCUGCAGAGGAAAACGAGUUGUCAGAUUGAAACAGGUCCCCUUUUCUCGGUCCUCACUGAAUCACGAUGAUGUGUUUAUCCUAGACACAAAAGAUAAGAUUUUUCAAUUCAAUGGUGCAAACUCCAAUAUACAAGAAAGGGCCAAGGCGUUGGAAGUGAUUCAGUUUUUAAAGGGCAAGUAUCAUAAUGGGAAAUGUGAUGUCGCUAUUGUUGACGAUGGAAAGCUACAGGCUGAAUCAGAUUCCGGUGAAUUCUGGGUCAUAUUUGGUGGCUUUGCUCCAAUUGGCAAAAAGGUAGCUAGUGAAGAUGAUGUUAUUCCAGAGAAAACUCCUCCCAAACUUUAUAGCAUUGAUGAUGGUCAGGUUAAUGGUGUAGAUGGUGAACUUUCUAAGUCAUCAUUGGAAAACAACAAAUGCUAUUUAUUGGAUUGUGGGGCUGACGUGUUUAUUUGGAUUGGUCGAGUAACUCAAGUGGAGGAUAGGAAAGCUGCUAUCCAAGCUGCUGAGGAAUUUGUUGCUAGCCAAAAUAGGCCAAAGUCUACCCGUAUUACCCGGAUUAUUCAAGGGUACGAGACACAUCCAUUCAAGUCCAACUUUGAUUCUUGGCCAUCAGGGUCGGCACCUUCUGCUCCUGAGGAGGGAAGAGGAAAAGUAGCUGCUUUGCUGAAGCAACAAGGUGUUGGUGUCAAGGGAGUGGCAAAAGGUGCUCCUGUAAAUGAAGAAGUCCCACCUUUGCUUGAAGGUGGUGGAAAAAUUGAGGUGUGGCAUAUUAAUGGCAGUGUCAAGACCCCAGUUCCCAAAGAGGACAUUGGCAAGUUCUAUAGCGGAGAUUGCUACAUCAUUCUUUACACCUACCAUUCUAAUGAUAAGAAAGAAGAUUACUACUUGUGCUAUUGGAUUGGGAAGGAUAGCAUUGAGGAAGAUCAAAAGAUGGCUGCUCAGUUGGCUACUACAAUGUCCAACUCACUGAAGGGCAGGCCCAUACUGGGUCGCAUAUUUCAAGGGAAAGAGCCACCACAAUUCGUUGCUAUCUUUCAGCCUAUGGUGGUCCUGAAGGGAGGCAUAAGCUCUGGAUACAAAAACUAUAUUGCAGACAAGGGUUUGAAUGAUGAGACUUAUACGUUUGAUUGUGUUGCGCUCAUUCGGAUAUCAGGAACUGCUGUGCAUAACAACAAAGCUGUGCAAGUUGAUGCGGUGGGGACCUCAUUGAAUUCAAACGAGUGUUUCCUUCUGCAAUCUGGCUCGUCAAUAUUUAGUUGGCAUGGAAAUCAGUGUACCUUUGAGCAGCAGCAAUUAGCUGCAAAAGUUGCAGAGUUUUUGAAGUCUUCAUCAAAUCAAUUUUCCGGUGGGCUGACUUGAGCACUUCCACUGAACUGCAAUGUGCCUAUCAGAAACAUGAGUCAAAUAUUAUGAUGCUUGGAUCACUAGAAACUGACACGAGUGACGGUCAACAAAAUGUCCUCCCAAAAGGCAGAUCCUGAUGUUACUGAACAAAAUAUGCCAUAGAGAUACGAAGUGUCUUAUAGGGUGGUCAUUAAAAAUUUGGGAUGCAAUUUAAGUGUAUACAUAGGCUUAGUGCGACAUGUUAUAAG